UUGUUUGGUCUUUUCUUCAAUCAUUUCUCUAAAGAAGCUUUUCGUUGAUUUUUCAUCUUCAUUAUUCACCCUUAUAUUUCCCUAUAUGAGCAAGAUUCAACUUUUAACAUGAGUGCUUGCAUUCAGGUUCCAAUACAGCUCCGACCCAUUCCAACUUCUUCUCCUUUUUGGGUUGUGUAUUUGAGGAAGGCUGAAGAAAAUGGAGAGCGGUUUGGAGCCCCAGAGACCCACCAACGAAAAUACUCAGAAGGAAGACCAUUCUCUCAUGGACCUGGGCUCUGGGAAUUUCGGGUGCUCACAUUACAGAAGGAGGUGCAAAAUUAGAGCACCUUGUUGCGAUGAAAUAUUUGAUUGCAGGCAUUGCCAUAACGAGUCAAAGAAUUCAAUGGAAGUUAAACCUUGUGAUCGCCAUGACAUUCCUCGCCAUGAUUUGAAAAGGGUCAUAUGCUCCUUGUGUCAAACAGAACAAGAUGUUCAACAACAUUGCAUCCAAUGUGGGGUUUGCAUGGGUAAUUACUUUUGCUCAAAAUGCAAAUUCUUUGAUGAUGAUGUCUCAAAAAAUCAAUUCCAUUGUGAUGAAUGUGGUAUCUGCAGAGUAGGAGGUGAAGAGAAUUUCUUCCACUGUAAUAAAUGUGGAUGUUGUUAUUCAACAUUGUUGAAGGAUUCACACAUUUGCGUGGAAAAAGCAAUGCAUCACAAUUGCCCCGUCUGCUUUGAGUUUCUUUUUGAUACGAUGAAGGGAAUUACUGUCUUUCCCUGUGGACACACUAUACAUUUGGAAUGUGUGAAAGAGAUGGAGCGGCAUUUCCAGUAUUCGUGCCCUGUCUGUUCAAAAUCAUACUGUGACAUGUCACGCGUGUGGGAAAAACUUGAUCAGGAGGUUGCUUCAAUUCCCAUGCCUGAAAUAUAUAGAAACAAGAUGGUGUGGAUCCUCUGCAAUGACUGUGGGGAGACAUCAGAGGUCAAUUUCCACAUUGUAGCGCACAAAUGCCUAAAAUGCAAAUCCUACAACACAAGGCAGACACAAGGAGGGCCUUCCUCAUGCUCGUCGCGGAUUGCAGAGAUGGUGAGAUGAUCGACUUGGUUAAAUUUUCGUAUUUCUACCUUAAGCUCUGUAUGACCUUUGCUUCCGACAGAGGAGGGUAAAAUUAGGAGUUCUUCGCCAUUCUUUUCCAGUUAUUACACUGUUACUUCAGUUGUUGUCGAAAUAGUUUGUUUAUUAGCCAUUUUACUUCUGAUUAGGGGACCCAGAAAAUCACAUUCUGUGAUAUUGUAACCUGUUGUACUAUGUUUUGUUAGUCAACCAUGUUUCUUUUUUAACCAAGUAA
Molecule: messenger RNA, 1328 nt
Organism: Ziziphus jujuba (common jujube)
Lineage: Eukaryota; Viridiplantae; Streptophyta; Magnoliopsida; Rosales; Rhamnaceae
Product: E3 ubiquitin-protein ligase RZFP34
Exons: 13
Coding region: 200-1075 (291 amino acids)
Biological process (GO): ubiquitin-dependent protein catabolic process; protein ubiquitination
Cellular component (GO): nucleus
Molecular function (GO): zinc ion binding; ubiquitin protein ligase activity
Source: RefSeq, a predicted model, not a curated record